Messenger RNA from Panicum virgatum (switchgrass), 982 nucleotides. RefSeq names its product calmodulin-binding protein 25-like. Bases 109 to 639 code for a protein of 176 amino acids. Gene Ontology annotation, cellular component: nucleus. The record is from RefSeq and is a predicted model, not a curated record. Lineage: Eukaryota; Viridiplantae; Streptophyta; Magnoliopsida; Poales; Poaceae. Gene Ontology annotation, molecular function: calmodulin binding. The transcript has a single exon. Gene Ontology annotation, biological process: response to osmotic stress.
CGGCCUCUCCACCUAGCUAGCUAAUAAAAACACGCCAUCGCCCCGCCCGCACGGCCUCAACCUCCAUUAAUUCCCACUCACCUUAUAAUUCCAAGCAAGCUAGUAGGCAUGGACGCCAUCUUGGCCGACGCCGCCAUCGCGCGCGCGCUCCACCUGUCGGCCAUGUCCUCCCACUCCGCCGCCUCCCUCGUCUCAGCGCCCGCGCCGCACCACCAACAAUCGCCGCUGCUCGCCGCCGCCCACCUGCCGGCGCAUCUCACCCCCGAAUCGCCGCCUUGCCCUGCUGGCGGGCGCCGCAACCACCACCAGCAGCAGCAGCUGGCGCCGGCCGGGGGCCGCGCGGGGAAGAGGCGGCGGUCGCGGGCGUCCAAGCGCGCCCCCACCACGUACAUCACCACCGACCCCGCCAACUUCCGGAUCAUGGUGCAGCACAUCACCAGCGUGGAGGCCGAGCUGCCGGCCGACAUGCUGCUGCAGCGGACGGCGGCUGACAUUGACACCCUGCUGCUGCCCGCGGACGCCCAAGCCGGAGUGGAGGCGUCGUCGUCGGCGCUUGCGCUUCAUCAGCAGCCGUGCUUCCCGACGCUGGACUCGUGGAACGUCAUGUACGACGACGGGAUGAGAAGCGACCUGCCCUGACUCUGACUCAGCCUCUUAAUUAAUUUAAUUAUAUUGCUCAAUCAAGGCAUUAUUGCAGCACUGUUGAUGAUUAGUGAGUACUAGUAGUAGUGAUUAAUUUAGGACGUAAGUACUACUCCGUAGGAGUACUCUCUACUUAGAUGGAGCUGCCUGCUAUCUGUCUGAGUAGCUGUUGCAGCAGCUGCCUACUAGCAGUAGAGUAUGCAUUGCAGUGCAGACUCAAAGACCGACUGAUCCAGCAUGCAUCUUCUUCUCAACUGCUUGUUCUACCGUCUGUCUGUCUGUAUGUCUUUAUGGUUCACAACUCUGAAUGAUUUGAUUUGAUCAGCAUUGCCUUCUCUUA